This is a messenger RNA of Ruditapes philippinarum (Manila clam), 1591 nucleotides long. RefSeq lists its product as uncharacterized. Lineage: Eukaryota; Metazoa; Mollusca; Bivalvia; Venerida; Veneridae. Gene Ontology annotation, molecular function: phosphatase binding. Gene Ontology annotation, biological process: negative regulation of phosphatase activity. The record is from RefSeq and is a predicted model, not a curated record.
UAGUAUACCAGUCAAUGUUUACAAAUGGCGGAAACGAAAAUAGUUUGAUUUUAUUGAAAAAUCAAAAAAAGAAUUAUAGAAUGAUUCACUUAACCAUUUUAUAGCAAAGAGAUGCUUCAGUAACACCAUAAAGAUGGCAACACAUUUCAUCUGUCAAAGUACAGAGCCUUUGGCUCACAACUAUCCAAGUGGGCUGGCUGGUAGAACACAUGGGGCAGUGUCACAGUAUGAAGUAUACAACAACAGUACUAAGCCACACACUCGUUUUCCUCCACCUGGCUGGGAUUUUUCUCAUUCAUCUGAGGAGGAUUCUCUCCCUUUGCUGCAUACAGCUCCACAACCAGAGUCUAAAAACUCCUCAUUCAUGUAUGAUCCAGAUUUAUGUAUAACACCACAAAAAGCUAAGAGUUCCAGCAGCACCACAUUUAGCUCAUUUGAUGAUGUUAUUUUUAAAAAACCAGAUGCCAAUCCAGAUCCAGAUUUAACACUCACCCCUAUGAAAGCCCUGGAUGAAAUUUCUAAAGUAAGAUCUGAAAUAAAUAAUGAUAAAGGUAAAAAACCGAGAGUAAGAUUCGACUUGGAUGAAACAGAUCCAAAUGUGAAUGAAUAUAUACCUAAAAAAUCAUCACCUGAUAAACAAUAUAAGCCAGAACUUUAUGAUGAAGAUGAUGAUGAUUAUGAAUUUGAUAUAGGUCCUGAAGGGACAAAAGUGUUGAGUGAAAGAUCUGAAAAUGCUAGAAAUGUUAAGUGUACAGUAGAAAACUAUAAUAGCCAGUCCGUGUUUGACCCACUUAAAGAAACUUGCACUAAUCAAGGACAAAUGUUUAAGUCCAGUAAUGUGAUAAAAGCGAAAUCUCAAGUAGAUAAAAGUGAUAAAAAAGGAAACAAGACCAUUCCAAAGACACAAACUGUUGGUCAGAAAGUUGUUAAGGUUGUAAGGGAAAAGUCUGAUGCACCACGACAAGCUUCAAUACCACAAUUACCAGUGGUGGAGAAGGGAGAUCCAAUAGCUGCAUGUAGGGUACCGGAAAAGACCGGACCAAAGAGGAAAGUGAAGGUCCUUCGAGAUAAUCAAUAUACCCAUGUGGAAGCUGAAUGCAACUACCCAUUCAGAGAGAACCCAGUAGAUGACUAUGCUGGUGGUGAAGAGCAUAUGUUUGCACGACCCGAGUAUAACAGUACGUUGAGGAUGAAGUUAGAGGCAGAGAAACUGAAGGAAAGCUCAGUUGACCUUGACACGGCAUUACAAAGAAAACUGAAAGUUUCACAGUCUACAAAAGCAGAUAUCAAUGAAAAGGCAGCAAGUUUGGUUAACACAGAAGGGACAGCAUUUAGUGGUCUCGUUAGUCUAAAUGUUCCCGCAGAAGAAGUAUGUAAACAAGCUGUGGAGAUGAAAUCUGCCAGGGCUAAACAAAUUAAAAUGCCAAAAUCUAAGUUCAAGGACCACAGAGAGCCAGAUUUAAUGGAGUUUUUCUCAAGCGAGCGUCAGAAGGAGAGUGUCACGUUGUCACUGCCAGGAAUUUCUGCCCCGUCAGAACAUCUAUCUACUGCGUCACAUUCAAGAGCAUUUGAUUUAUAUAAACAUAACAGA